AAAUGAGCCGCAAUUGUGACAGGAUCUAUGUACUGCACUACUGCAGUACUACUAGUACUACUUCCUUUAGUACGCAGUAUUUCCAUUUAGUGCGCCGUCUUUUGUCGUGUGUGCGUGUUUGACUUGGAUCUGAACAACCAGAUUAUUUUCACUCCAUGCCACCAAAGAGAGAAGCUGGAGGUGCUCCUAACCAAUCUCCAGCCAAAAUGAUGAAAGUCAGCCCAGAGACACGUUCUUUCAGCUGUGAUCCUAUGGAGGAAUCCAACUACUCACCUUUCCCCAAUCACAACAGCGAAAACAUUGACUUUGAUGAAGAAAAUGUUGCAAGUUCUGGCAUCAGGACAGACACGAUCAGCCUGCUUAUGAAGAUAGAGCAACUACAAGCACAACUCAAAUACGAACGCAGAUGUAGAAUCUUGGCAGAGAGAGAACUCAGGGAGCUGAAAGAGAUGAACACCCUGAUGAUGCAGAUGAGACACACAGCACAUGAACUGCGAGUCACGCUGGAUCACGUGCUACAUGGAAGUGAUGCAGGAGCUGCACCACUCUGUCCUCAAGAUGAAUCUCUGUCUUUUCUGCCUGAGCCUGAGGCUGCAGCAGCAAUGGUUCAUAAUAUUCCUGAGGACAGUCAAGAUUUUCUGUAUCUUGCGGAGAAUCUCCGAGUACAAAAAAGUCUGUACGAGCGCAUUGCAGAAAUGGCAGACUACAAGAAGUACACAUCAGCACUCCUCAUGAUGCUUUUUGACCGAGAAACUUUGGCCACGCACUCCCUGCAAGGUCGGAAGAGCUCCUUCACUGGAGAAGACUGCCACAAGCCACAACUUCCGCCUGGCAUCCUGAGAAGUCUCAUUGAUCAUGUGGCGGACAAGUUUGGCGUCGAUAGCAGCCAGAUUAAAACAGCAAUCCGGACUAAACUGAAUAAUGAAGACAAAUUGUUGAAGAAAAGACUGGGACUGGUUAAAGCUGACAGCAAAGCGGGUAUCAAUCAGAGAUCCUGCCACGAUGCUGCACACCUGCGUGAAAAUGCAGCGAUGACUAACGAGUCACUCUUAUAGCCUUUCAUGGUCUAAAGGUUUCACUUUAACCUGAUGGUUCAUGUGUUUUUCACAAGUGUUUCAUGACUGAUAGAAACGUGACAAGUGUCCUUUUGUUAGACUGUCUAGUUUAGGACGUCACAGUGACAAAUUAAAGCAACACUAUCAAAUGCAGAAAUCACAAAUACAAAAAGCUCCCUGCACCAAUUCAGCAGCAGGUCGAUGUGUCAAAAAACAUCUUGCAAAGAGCUCCACACUACAUAUUAAGUAUCUGCAACACAAAAAGAAACUGUGUGAAUCUGUAGCCAAACAUGUCAUCAGAUUAAAUUCUUGAAUGUGAUGUAGGUUAUCUUUGUGUUCUCUGUGUUUGCAAAUGUGUACUUGAAUUGUAAGAUGCUUGUUGAUGGAGCUACCUGCUGUUGAAUUGAUGGAGGUGUUUUGUACAUUUAGUAAUAAUAAUAGCCAUGUAGGCUCUGUGUGCGUAUGUGUGUUUGGCUUCGAUCACGCAAAAACCGGUGAGAGCUGAUAUUAGUGCA
Thalassophryne amazonica is the source of this 1570-nucleotide messenger RNA. RefSeq lists its product as uncharacterized. The record is from RefSeq and is a predicted model, not a curated record. The coding region runs from base 156 to 1055 and encodes 299 amino acids. Gene Ontology annotation, biological process: positive regulation of neuron differentiation; negative regulation of Notch signaling pathway. Lineage: Eukaryota; Metazoa; Chordata; Actinopteri; Batrachoidiformes; Batrachoididae. Gene Ontology annotation, cellular component: nucleus. The transcript has 6 exons. Gene Ontology annotation, molecular function: transcription corepressor activity; DNA binding.